AUGUUUGCGAGAUGUGCCCGCUCCACCUCAGCUCCAUCACCAUGGCUGUCCUCUACCGCUCGGAAGCUACGCCCUCUGCCAUCGCCUUACGUCCCUCGCAGACAGCCUCUCGCAAGCAGAAGUAUCACAUCACAGGCUGAUGUCUCCUCAUCAUCCUCAGCACCGGAGCCCAAACCUUACUUCGUCACCACACCCAUCUUUUACGUCAACGCAGACCCCCACAUCGGGCAUCUCUAUUCCGACGUAAUAGCCGACGUUCUUGCACGAUAUCACGGGUACAUGCGAUCCGGACACUCCCGACAUGAUCGCUCAGGCGAACUUGUUCCUGAUUCAGACGCUCCUUCAAUCAUCAUAACACCACUCCUCAGCACUGGCACAGACGAACAUGGACUCAAAGUGCAAAAAGUAGCCGAAGCGGCUGGAGAAGACCCGCGCUCCCUCUGCGAUCGUAUCAGUCAACGCUUCAAACAGCUCGCGGAUGCCUCCAACAUCAACUACACCCGCUUCAUUCGUACUACCGACCCAGACCACAAGUUGGCUGUCGAGCAUCUCUGGCGUGUCCUGCGCGAUCGUGGUCACAUCUACCAAGGAAGUCACGAAGGAUGGUACGCCGUCUCGGACGAGGCCUUCUACCCGGAAUCGCAAACCAAAAGUGUCGUCGAUAAGGACGGAAACGAGGUCAGACAGAGUAUCGAAACGGGAGCAAAGGUCGAGUGGAGUCAGGAGGUGAACUACAAGUUUCGACUGUCCGAGUUUCAACAACCGCUGCUGGAUUGGUUGAGGGCGAAUCCCAAGUCGAUCCAACCUAGGCAGAAGUGGGAGGAGGUGGUGGCAGAGGUGGAAGGAGGCUUGAUGGAUCUGAGCAUAAGUCGACCUAGUUCCAGGUUGAGUUGGGGGAUCAGGGUGCCGGAUGACGAAGAGCAUAGCAUCUAUGUUUGGGUCGAUGCGCUGACCAACUACCUCACGGUCGCCGGAUACCCAUUCUCCUCUUCCUCAGCGCAAGACGAAGGCAACCUGGCUUGGCCAGCAGACGUACACGUCGUGGGAAAGGACAUUGUUCGCUUCCACGCCAUCUACUGGCCUGCCAUGCUCCUCGCUGCCGGUCUUCCACCACCCAAAACCAUCCUGGCGCAUUCGCAUUGGACCAUGGGAAAGGCCAAGAUGUCUAAGUCCCGAGGAAAUGUGGCGAACCCGUUCGACGCCAUCGAGAUGUUUGGGCUGGAUGCAUUGAGGUACUUUCUCAUGCGCGUGGGUGGGAACUUCGGCUCGGAUUCGGACUACAACCCGGCGGUGUUGGUGGAGUAUCAUCGCAAGUAUCUGCAGGGACAGUUGGGCAACUUGGUCUCGAGGAUCUGUGCUCCCAAAAUCCACGCUAGGCUAGACGACUUCCCGCGAGACGAGAUCACAGGUGUUCUCGCACGACCUUCGUUGGAGCAAGUGGAAUCGCACCUGGACGAGGAAACGCUGUCAAUGUGCCGUGCGUUGGAAUCAGCACUCAUCGAACUACCCAGCAGGGUGGACUCGCUCAUGCAGGAGUACGAAGUCGGGAAAGUGCUCGAACUCAUCCUUGAAGACACCAUCGCGAGCACCAACGAACUCAUCCAACGCCUGCAACCUUGGUCCACCCAAACGCACCCCGUCGUCGUACUCGAAUCCAUCAUCCUGGUCACCGAAAGUCUACGAAUCUCCGCCUUGCUGUUGACACCGUUCAUGCCGGACAAGAUGGCCGCGUUGCUCGAUACGCUACGCAUACCAGAGGCGAAGAGAAAGCAUCCCAAGGAUCUGCUGGUUCGGGAUGACAGUGGCAGACUCGUUUCACACGUCCUGCAGAGAGGGGUGGGAGAGGGGAAGCCUCAACCUCUGUUUCCGAGGAUCGAGCUGGCGUGA
This is a messenger RNA of Pseudozyma hubeiensis SY62, 1887 nucleotides long. RefSeq names its product methionyl-tRNA synthetase. The transcript has a single exon. The coding region runs from base 1 to 1887 and encodes 628 amino acids. The record is from RefSeq and is a predicted model, not a curated record. Gene Ontology annotation, molecular function: methionine-tRNA ligase activity; ATP binding. Lineage: Eukaryota; Fungi; Basidiomycota; Ustilaginomycetes; Ustilaginales; Ustilaginaceae. Gene Ontology annotation, biological process: methionyl-tRNA aminoacylation.